GCAUGUACUCGUUGAGUAUUUAUGGUAUCAAAAGUGUUUCAAUCAAUAUUAUAAAUAUUACAUAAAAGUGGUAUGCGUAUCUUACGCUAGAUAUAUUUUAACGCUUUAUUAACGGGUAUCCCAGUUAGAUUAACUAUCAUAUUUCACAAUCUUUUAACACACAUUCAUUGUGGAGAUAACCGUCCAUUAACCUAUUGUCAUAAUUGUGGAUACAAUAUUUUACGUGAUCUAGAGCGAUUAUUACAAGCUGUUCCCAAUCAUGUCGGUUCCAAGGUAUAAAGUCAAGACCGACAGAAACAUUCUGUUUAAAUCUAAACUACGUCGGUAUCCACAUUGCACCUGUAUGCAGUACCUACAUUACUCAAGGAAAGGACAUUCUGCUGUAUCAAUCAAAACACAGUGCUGUGUGGACAUCUGCCUAACUCUUCCACAAACAAGAUGGAGGUUAUGAUUAAAGACACCGCGCAGAAACUAUUUAUUUAAUUCAUUCAGAGAGAAAAGGACACAUGUUUUAGUUCAAAUCCACUUCGAAUCAUUUAUUCUUAAACAGUCGGAUGUUCUCGCGGUACUUAAGUCUAAAUUGACAAGGAGCAUUACAACUGGGAUUUGUAUGAUAAGAUCUGUGGAAAGUAUUGAACUUUUGAAAUUGUUAAAACUGAACGAAGAGCUUGUUUAUGACAAAAACAAAAACCUAGAACCGAAAAAGUAUUUAGCUGAAAAAAGGAAUAAUUCGUAUCGUAAUGGCACUCUUUGGACGAAUUUAGAAUCGCAAACUGAUUCCGGCCGGAUUUCUCGCGAGGCACCAAGAAAAUACUACCGGGUAGACGUCUUUAGUUGCAUUUCUGACAAUAAAAACGAAAUUGAAAUUCCUUCACCCAAAAAUAUACCUCAACACAUUAUUACGGCGUACCCAUUUCAUUCAUACAAGCACGAUCUACCGGAAAUGCCACACGAAGAUGAGAAAUACCCUGUACAAGCAACUGAAAUCGACGCAGGACAGCUUUCUAUUGGCUCUUACAGACCAACGAUUGCAAACAGUAUAUUUCCUAACAAUAGCCAACGAUCCGAUCACCAACGUGAUAUUCAAGAAGCCAGAAGAAAUUUUAAUGCCGUUACAUCGGGAACUGAUCUUCAAAGACGUACCAAACCAGCUCGAUAUCCGGAUUAUACCGCUUUGGAUAACAGAGUAUCAUCAUUCCAAACGCCUAAUUGGGGCUCUAACAACAAACCUGAUACACUAGUGCUGGUAAACUGGGGUUUCUUUUAUACAGGUACUGAAGAUUUAGUAAGAUGUUACCAGUGUGGAUUAGGUUUAAAAGACUGGGUGAAAGAUGAUGAUGUGCUUCAGGAACAUGUUAAACAUUCUGCUACAUGUGAUUACCUUCUAACGAGACUUGGCAGGGAAACGGUGGAUCAAAUCAAAAUCUCUCUUGAGAGUCCAGUAGGUUGCAGCACCAACACGUCAAGUGCGGGUCUGUUGCCUUAUAAGAUGCGUUCUCCAAGAUACCAGACAAUGGCUUCCAGGCUAGCUUCCUUAAAGGACUUUCCCAGGCACAUUCAUAUUUCACACCAGCAGCUUGCUGUGGCUGGACUCUUCUAUACAGGAAAAGGAGAUUUGUGUCGCUGUUUUACAUGCGACGGUGGUCUAAAGGACUGGAGUGCAGGAGACGAUCCAAUCAAAGAACAUGCCAUGUACUUUCCAAAAUGUACCUACAUUAGUCAGCUUAAAGGGCCUGAAUAUGUAAGAGUAUUACAGCGUACCCGUCAAAAUGAAAAAUCGACGGUAAGAUAAAUAAACAUAAAACUGAAUGGGAAAAAAUAAAAUUGUAUGGAGACACUACCCCGGACCGGAACAUAAAUUUCAUUAAAAGAAAACAUGACAUGUUUCACGGGUGUAGAGUAAUGUAGUUAUAGGCAGGUCUUUUCCUAAUAAGCAGGAUGUUCAAAUACAGCGAGAUAUUAUUCUUCCUUUCUGCUCAAUAACAUUGUGUUUUGUAAUACAGAAGUAUGUGUAGCACUCGUUGCAUACAAAUGGUAGAUAAAAAUGGUGGCGAAAGAGUUUAAAGUCCCGAAAAAGAGUUCCUGUAAGAGGAGUGUAGUUAUUGAUGCGUAUCGUCAUUACAUAAAAGCUAACACGUCUUUCUUUCUUUUUUCGGCAGAAUAGGUAUAGAUCCUUAUGAGAAUAUAAGUCGCUAAAAGUCUGCUUGUCUAGAAAAUGUCAAAAUCACAUUAUUAUGAAGUAAGAUUUUGCAUUAAAAUGAAAAGCAAACUGAAUAAGUGGUGUUCAACCCUUUUCGUAUAAUAUCAAAAGACGAUGUUUAAUUUUCCAUGUACUCUUGGAUACUUUACAAGAAUCCGCGGUUAAAUUUUGGUUCUGUUUAGCUUUACUGAGCUCCACUUACGGUGUCGCAAUUUAGAAAUAUGAAGCUGUAAUACAGACAUUAAAAAUUAUACGAGGCGAAUGUCGUCUUACUAACUGA
Molecule: messenger RNA, 2480 nt
Organism: Mercenaria mercenaria
Lineage: Eukaryota; Metazoa; Mollusca; Bivalvia; Venerida; Veneridae
Product: baculoviral IAP repeat-containing protein 1f-like
Exons: 6
Coding region: 611-1792 (393 amino acids)
Cellular component (GO): nucleus; cytoplasm
Source: RefSeq, a predicted model, not a curated record